Messenger RNA from Pocillopora verrucosa, 2077 nucleotides. RefSeq names its product WD repeat-containing protein 38-like. Gene Ontology annotation, biological process: transcription initiation at RNA polymerase II promoter. Lineage: Eukaryota; Metazoa; Cnidaria; Anthozoa; Scleractinia; Pocilloporidae. Gene Ontology annotation, molecular function: protein binding; RNA polymerase II general transcription initiation factor activity. Gene Ontology annotation, cellular component: transcription factor TFIID complex. The record is from RefSeq and is a predicted model, not a curated record.
CAUAACAGCGUCAGAAAUGCAACUGCGUGAAAUCAGAAUGGAGUAGUUUUCGUUCUUUUACCUUGAAAACGUCGCAUGUGGAUAUCUUAACUCUACAGUGUGCCUUUGAACACGACAGAUAUGGCUGCUAAGAACAAUUUUUGGGUUCUGAUCAGUGAUACGUAGCUGAUCUCAGUGUAGUGUUUUGGCAAGCCUUCUCUGAGCACAUAAGUUUUUUGUUGAUGCCCAAAAUGAGGAACUGAUACAUCUAAAGAAAUAAUGAUGGCAAACUUAAGAGGAUCAUUCGAAACAGAGAGGAGAGAUGAGAAAGAUUUGCUCACUGUUGUUGAUCUGGAUAACCCAGAGGACGAAGAUGAUGCAGAUCACAAUGAGAGUGGUUUUGUAUCACCAGCAGAGCUAACAAAAAUUAAUUUCCGGUCAUUGAUCGGCCAUAAAGACGAGGUGAAUACAUGUGCAUUUUCUUCUGACUGGUCCAAAAUUGUAACAGGUGGGGAUGAUAUGCUGGUCAAACUGUGGGAUACAAAGACAGGCAAAGUUUUAUUUACUUUGGACAGUCAUGAAGGUGCAAUAAAAUGUGUGUGUUUUUCAUCUGAUGGAAAGCUGUUUGCCUCUGCUUCCUAUGACCAUACUGUUCAAGUUGUGAAUUGUACCACAGGGAAACAGGUAUUUAGCCUGGAAGGACACACCCACAGUGUUGAAACGUGUUGUUUCUCACCUGAUUCCAAUUAUUUGUGCUCUGGAUCUUGGGACACAUCAGCAAUUGUUUGGAACUUGAAGACAGGUACAGCUGCAUUUGUUUUGGAUGGUCAUCGCAAUGUUGUGCAGGCCUGUGCAUUCUCUAUCGAUAGUUCCACAGUGGCAACAGGUUCUUGGGAUUGUACAGUUCGUUUGUGGUCACUUGGGGGUGGGAAAAUGGAUGUCAAGUGUCUGAAGGGACACAAGAGUAAUAUUCAUGCAGUGGAAUUUUCGUGUGACAAAUUACUGGCCUCAGCAUCCUGGGACAGUACUGUACGACUUUGGGACAGUCAGUCAGGGGACUUGGUACAUGUACUGGAAGGACACACUGGUUGGGUUCAGGCGUGUUCAUUUUCGGAAGAUGGUAAACUUUUGGCUUCCGCUUCCGAUGACCAAACGGUUCGCGUUUGGGACGUAGAAACUGCCUUAUGUUUAAAGGAACUUGAGUGUGACACAGACGAGAUUCAUACAUGCUGUUUCACUCCUAAUGGUUCAGUAUUCGCAUCGGGCCCAGCAGAAGCUGAAACAACUAUUUGUAUUUAUUAAGCAUUGCGUACUGAAGAAAGUAGUAAGCCUAUCAUAACUGAGAUAAUUCACUGCAAAGUCGACAGAUAUAGAAAAAUUAAUUUUUUUCCUGGCUUCAUUCGGCGGGUUUAUUAUCCUCUUCGGCCUUUCCCCCUUCCCCUUUUCAAAGUUUAGGAGGAACAAAGCAAGCCUUGACGUUAAAAGGCAUAAGGGGAUGGAUUUGACUGGUUGACAGGUGCUAUUUACCUGUACAACAGUCUUAAUAAUGUCUCUCUUGUUGGCCGCUUACUGUAGCUUACUGGGAAGUGACUGACUGUAAGAUUUUUCUCUACUGAGGGGAAAUUAUCAUUAUUUAGCUAUUUUCGAGCUAUUUUCGUAUCAUUAUGUGAAAAAAAAUUUUGUGAUUGAUUGUGAAAAAAUUGGUUUUAAAGUUGACAAUACGUUCAUGUUCAUACUUUUCAUUGUUACAUUAUUGCAAUACUUUAGUUUUUAGUUUUUCUCCAAGCAUCAUAAAGAUUGUGAAAACAGACAAAGCAGUAAUGUAGCAUACACAAAAAUAGCCUACAAACAGCAGAAUUUUUAUUCGAUCGUGCAAAAGUGCAUGCAGUGAUAAACGAUUCAAUAUCUACAAUUAUAAAAUAUCAAGAUAGGCCGUCGUUAUAAAACACACUCUUACAAAGAUAGAAGAUAUUCCCGAAGAAAUACACCAACACCAUCAAUAAAUUAAGAAACAGGUGCUUGUCAAAAGCUUUUGUGCUUGCUUUUGUGUCACGACUCCCCUAGCGUACAUGAGAAUUCAUUGCCUUUUCUAGGCCAU